AUGGAUCCAGCAAGCGGCUCCCAACCUCAAUCUCAACGGCAUCGGCCAGCUGCCGGUGCCUUCACAAUCAAACUCCCACCACGCAUAAUCGGCUCCUUGACCUCAGAAAGCUCGCCUGCAUCUGCCUCCUCCGAUUCCACGCCAGUCUUCACGCCUUUUUCAGCACAGUCGCCCGCCGCCCUAACGCCAUCUACCCCGUCGGACAGCGGGAGCGGGGAGCUAUUCUUUCGAGAAACAAAGGCCGAUGGCGGUUUGCCAGACGAUUUUGACAGCAAAGUCCCCAAAUCCUGGGAUACCUGCGUGCACGAUGUUAUCACACAGAAGUGCCAGCAGGCACCAGAAGCCCCAGCUAUCGCCGCAUGGGACGGAUCAUUCACGUACGGCGAGCUGGAUACGUUGUCGACGCGACUCGCCUCGAUCCUCGUGCUUCUCGGCGUGAAGCCCGAGACGUUUGUUCCCAUUUGCAUGGACAAGUCGCGGUGGACGACGGUUGCGAUUCUGGGCGUUAUGAAGGCCGGGGGUGCGUUUGCUCUGCUUGACCCGUCGCAUCCAGUUUCGAGAUUACACACCCUCUGCGAGGACUUGGGUGCUGGUAUGGUUCUUACUUGCACAGCGCAGAGGGAGCGCUGUAUGGCUAUUGCUAAUGCGAUUGUGGUUGACCGGUUGUGUGAGGCGUGGUUCCCUUCUACAACAAGAUCAACAACAACAACAACUACGGCUACAACUACUACUACUCCGGAGAUGAACUCUCCGCAAACGACAAAACCAGUAUCUCCAACGAAUGCGUUAUACGUAGCAUUCACCUCAGGCUCAACAGGAAAACCCAAAGGCGUGGUAAUCGAGCACCGGGCCUACGCCUCCGGAGCCCGGGAACACUUACCAGUCUUCGAAAUUGACCACACAUCACGCGUGCUCCAGUUCUCCUCCUACGCCUUCGACGUGAGUAUCAUGGAGACACUGAGCACAUUAAUGGCAGGCGGCUGCCUAUGCGUGCCCGACGAGACGGCCCGAACGGACCCGGGGCUCUUCGUCGACGCUCUGAAUCACUUCCAGGUAACCCACGCGAUGCUGACGCCCUCAUUUGCGAGGACAAUGCCUUGGCACGAGGUUAAGUACAUCCGCACGUUAAUCCUCGGCGGCGAGGCCAUGCAGCCAGCUGAGGCGGCUGUGUACGCUGAGCGGGGGAUCUGGCUGGUAAAUGCCUACGGGACGGCGGAGUGUUCUGUGAAUGCCACGACGGGACCGGGGAUCAAACCUGGAUCCGACCCAAACCGCGUCAGUCGGCCCACGGGGACGGUAAUCUGGCUGAUUGACCCGGAUGAUCCCGAGAAAGAACCAGUGGGUCCUGGGGUGGAGGGCGAGGUGCUACUUGAAGGGCCGAUUGUUGGUCGGGAAUACUUGAAUAACCGCACAGCGACGGCGAAGGCGUUUAUAGACCCGCCGGGUUGGUUAAAGAGACGUCGUGCUGGGCAAUAUCAGCACCGGCUGUAUCGGACGGGGGAUCUUGCGGUUCGGGAUGGUAGCACGGGGGCUCUCACGCUGCUGGGCCGUAGGGAGGGCCAGGUGAAGAUUAGAGGGCAGAGGGUGGAAUUGGCGGAGAUUGAACAGCAUCUUCAAGAGACGUUCCCCAGGGCUACGGAGGUGGUUGUCGAGAAGGUCACCACCGAGUGCGACAAGCGGGAUAGUCUGGUGGCAUUUAUACAACUUGAUAAACAGAAGACGAUGAGCAGCAAUCCUUCCUUAUUAUCCCCUGUUGACGCCGACAGUGGCUCCUUAUUAUUCCUGCCCGCAGACUCGGCGUCAAUUACGCAGUUCGCUGCCGUCCAGACCCAACUCCAAGACCGUCUCCCAAAACACAUGAUCCCCAGCCUUUUCAUCCGCGUCGUCUCGCUCCCCAGGACCUCAUCAGGAAAAGUCAACCGGUCCAUCCUGCGCGCAACCGCCGCCCGUCUUUCCAGAGCAGACCUACAAGCAUUCGCCAGCGCCCGAACUCAGAGCCGGGCGCCCGCCACCGCAAUGGAGUUCGCCCUGCAGCAGGUGUACGCAGACGUCCUCGGCCUGCCGCUUACCAAGAUUGGGAUGGACGACUCGUUUGUCCAACUGGGCGGGGACUCAAUCCUGGCGGUGCGCCUGGUGGGGGCUGCGCGGAAGGCCGGUCUCGCCCUUGGUAUCCGCGACGUCCUGGGGCCGACGCGGUUGGAGGCGCAGGCGCAGGCGGCAACAGUAGCAGCAGCAGCAACAGUCCCGGACAUGUCGACAUCCCCCCCAGAGUACGUGUGUUUCGCAGCACUGGGCACCCGGUGCCGCGUAGAGGUGCUACGCAUCGCCGAAGAGCAAUGCGGUGUUCCCCGGGCCGGCAUCGAAGACGUGUACCCGUGCACACCGCUGCAGGAGGGAAUGUUUGCCAUGUCUAUGAGCCAGCCCGGGAUGUAUAGCGACCGGAUUGUCUUUGAAGUGCCUCAAUCCGUAUGCAAGUCCCGAUUUCGCGCAGCGUGGGAAGAGACGGUGCGUGCUACGCCGAUUCUGCGCACGCGCAUCAUCCAGACGCCAGAGGGACUCUUGCAGGUUGUUAUCCGGGAAGCCGGGGACAUGCUGUGGGAUUAUGAGAGAGAAGAAUACAACAGUCUGCCCAUUCGACCGGGAGGACCCCUAAUGCGCUGUUCGCUGGUUGGCGGCAAAUUGAUUCUCACAAUCCACCACGCAGUCUGGGAUGCGUGGACAAUGCAGCUCGUGCACGAACGGCUUCAGCGUGCCUUCAAGGGCGAGCUGCGUCCAGAGCCUUCCAGUCGGCCGUUCCACCCCUUCAUCCAGUACCUACAGGGGAUCGACAAUGAUGCACUGGACGCCUUUUGGCGCGAGCAGCUGGCUGGCCACGAGUCAGCCAUAUUCCCGAGCUUGCCAUCCGCGCAGUAUCGACCGUCACCCACCGCCGUGUUGCAGUACACCGUGCAGAACAUCCACAUGGCUGCCCGAAGCCAUACGCUGGCGACGUAUAUCCACUUGGCCUGGGCCCUCGUGGUGGCAGAGUACACGGACUCGGCGGAAGUCAUGUAUGGGCUCACCGUGAGCGGCCGGAGUGCGCCGCUGGCUAACAUUGCCGGGAUAGCAGGUCCAACCAUUGCGACGGUUCCCAUGAGAGUGUCCGUUGGCUCCAAGGACACUGUCCCCGCGGUGCUCCAGCAGAUCCACUCGCGCACGAUCGGCAUGAUCCCGCAUGAGCAGGCGGGCCUGCAGCGGAUUGCAAAAGCCAGCCCCGACGCUGCCAGGGCGUGUCGCUUCCAAAGUCAUCUGAACAUUCAAGUCGCACCAGCAGCAGCGGAGCAGGCAGAGAGACUCUUCCCCCUCAUACAUGGCACCCCAGGCCGAGGAAUGGAUCUGACGCGGUUCUCCAACUACGCUCUCAAUCUCUUGCUGCAGCUCAGCGGCGAUGGAAGCACGGUCACCGUCCACGUUGCGUACGAUCCCCAGAUCCUCAGCGGUGGUGAGGUUACCCGGAUCCUGCAACAAUGGGAGCACGUCCUGCACCAGGUCAGCCGGCAGCCGACAGUGAAACUCAACGAGAUCGACCUGUUAAGCACACGCGACUGGGACGACCUGAAGCGGUGGAACGCCAUUAUCCCGACAGCGGAUCGGCGCUGUCUGCAGGAGCUCGUGCUGGCUCAAGAAGCGCUCAAACCACAACGUCUAGCUGUUUCCGCCUGGGACGGCGACUUCACAUACAAGCAGCUGGUGGCGUUGAGUGCUAGCCUCGCGAGGCGCCUCAAGCCGCUCGCCGUAGGCCGCGGAUCCUUUGUGCCCAUCUGCAUGGAGAAGAGCCGGUGGACAAUCGUCGCCAUCCUGGGCGUCCUCCGGGCUGGUGGAACGUGCGUGCUCCUGGACCCCAAGCAUCCGCGACAGCGUCUACAGGAGAUCAUACGCAGUGUCUCCGCACGCCUUCUCAUCCACGACGCCUCCACAGCACCAUUGACGAAGGAUCUGACUCCCAGCGCGCUCUGUGUAUCAGCUGAACUCACCAAGCGGCUAAAGCGAAAUUCGCACAAGAUGCACCGGUCGCCACCGUCCAACCUACAUUCAAACCCCGACGACCUGGCCUUCGUCAUCUUCACCUCCGGCAGCACCGGACGCCCCAAGGGAAUCGCAAUGCCGCACUACGCGCUGAGUACGAGUAUCCGUGACCAUAGCGCCGGGAUGAAGGUGGACGCGGCCACGCGCGCACUGCAUCUCUCCUCGUACGCGUUCGACGUCAGCAUAUAUGAGAUUUUCACCACGCUGGCCGUGGGCGGGUGUAUCUGUGUGCCCUCGGAGUUCGAGCGGAUGAACCAGCUGGCUGAGUCUAUUGAAAAGUACGGCACGAACUGGUCGUUUAUGACGCCCUCUGUGGCGCAGACACUCAAUCCGGCCGAGGUGCCUAGCCUCACUACUCUCGUACUCGGUGGUGAAGCAGUGACGCAGGAACACGUGGAUGGCUGGGCUUUUUCUUUGUCUUCGUCGUCUUCUUCUUUUAGUCCCAGUCGAUCCCUGAUCAACGGCUACGGCCCCGCAGAGGCAACAAUCUGUGCCGUGGGCCCAAUUCAACCCCGGCACUGGCGACCCGGUACGAUCGGCCGCGUCGUAGGCGGAGUGGGCUGGGUAACGAAGCCAUCCGACCCAUCCCAGCUCGUGGGCAUCGGAGCCAUCGGCGAGCUGCUUCUUGAAGGGCCCUUCCUUGCCCAUGGCUAUCUGAAUCAGCCCGAUGUCACCGCCGCGUCUUUUAUCGAUCCUCCCCCCUGGCGCCUCCGGCUGCCGUUCGCCUGUGAUGCCGGGGAAGGAAAUACAAAGACGCGAUUAUACCGCACGGGCGAUCUCGUGCAGUAUCUGGAAGACGGUUCAAUUCGGUAUCUCGGCCGGCGAGACACGCAGGUCAAGAUUCGGGGGCAGCGCGUUGACCUCGGCGAAGUGGAGGCGCAGGUCCGACGUGGUUUCCCUGGCGCCAGUGGUGCCCAGGGUGGUGGUUUGGAUGUAGAGCAGGCCCAGGUCGUCGCCGAAACCGUCUCACUGCCGAUGGCCAAGGGGGCCGCUUCCACCCUGCUUGUGGCAUUCAUCGAGCGCCCACAGGUCACGAAGGACCCCCUUCUUCUCCCCCCAACAGAUGCGGAAUUUCAGCACGCCAUCCCGCGCGUGCAAGCGCAUCUCAAAUCCACACUCCCGCCAUACAUGGUGCCAUCUCUGUACAUACCGGUCUGCCGGGUCCCCAUGACGGUGACAGGCAAGAUCGACCGGCGGCUCCUGCGCGAUGCCUUGAGGGCACUCGCGCCACAUAAUCUUCAACUCUACCGGGUGACCGACCAACGUCGCUCGAUAACCACCACGGUGUCCAGCGCCGCCGCGCAUCGUCUGCGGGCGAUCUGGGCGGAGCUCCUGGGCGUGCCCUGUGAGGCGAUCGGGGCGGAGGAUACGUUUAUCUCGCACGGAGGUGAUUCGGUAACGGCCAUGCGGAUGCUCGCUAUCGCGCGACGGCAGGGCUUUCGGUUCACUGUUGCUGACGUGCUCAAUAAUUGGACCUUGGCUCGUUUGGCACUGCAACAGGCCUCACCAUCUCAGGACACGCCCCCGUCCUCUGCUCCCGCAAAGGGAGUCAUGGCUGUCCAGAGGGGAACAGGAACGGGCCACCACCCUUCGACCACAGACACUCAGGCCUUCCUGAUCCAGAGGUAUCCCUGGAUGCACUGGCGGUUUAGCAUCGAGGGGGAUGUGAAUACGGAGCGACUUCGCACGGCAUGCACGCGGCUCAUUGCGGCCCAUAGCAUCCUGCGGACCAGGUUCGAACGUGAUCCGUCCGGAGGCGCGAAACCGGCACAGAUUGUGAUGCAGGGACUGGAUAACCCCUUCCACACGGUUACUACCGCCGACGACGACGACUUAGAGCGCUAUACUCAGUCCCUCUCUGAGGCCGAGCAGACCAUGGACGUUCUGAGCGCCAGCACACAGCAGCCCCCGACCCGGUUUACCCUGGUCUCCAACAGCUUACGUACAGCACAUAUUCUCGUCGCCCGUCUCUCCCACGCACAGUACGACGGGAUCUGCGUGCCCAAGAUCUUCGCCGAUCUCGAAGCCCUCUACAAUCGACCGGACGCCCGGAUCGCCCCGACGGACUUCGAGCGCUAUCUCAAUGAGCGGACCGCGUAUGGCGCUCAGAACAAGCGCUCGCUAGACUUCUGGCGCGAGUACCUCGUCAACUGUCCGCCCCCUGCCAUCUUGCCUGCUCACUCGCUCUCGCCAUCGCCAUCAACGCCAUCGUCCACAACCUCUCCUCAACCUUCCCUUUCUACAGCUUCCGCCUCCCACACACUCCAAUACUCUACCCUCCCCGCGGGGGCGACUCUAGCAAUGGUAAUCAAAGCCGCCGCGUGCCUCGCCAUCGCCCGCCGAACGGGCCAGGAAGAUAUCCUGGUAGGCCAAAUCGUCAACGGGCGCAGCCUGCCCGUACCGCAGAUUGACGAAGUCGUCGGGCCCUGCGUCAACUGCAUUCCGUUUCGCGCGGUUAUUGCUCCGACAAUGAGGGCUCGGGAGUAUCUAUGGCAUAUCCGAAGCCAGCAUAAUAGUAGCAUCGAACACGAGGGCGUCGACUUUUCGACGAUUAUUGAACGUUGCGCGACACAUUUGGAUCAACCAACUUCAAAAACAACAACAUCAUCAACAAUAACAACAAUACGAACCCCGCAAACAACCAGACUAGCACUAGAAACCCUCAACAUCAUCCUCCAACACCAAAACAUCGACAUGGACCUACACAUGAACCUCGCCGGCGCGACAUACAAAUCAUUCACCUCGUCCGGGUCGCUGCGUCCCGCAUCUGAAGUCUGGAUCUGCUCGACCCCGCGUCGUUCUCCGUCUGGGCCUGCUGUCGAGGUGCAGGUUGUUGCCUCGAGUGCGGUUUUGAGUAAGGAAAUGGCGGACUGCCUUGCGUGUGAUGUUGUGGAUGUUACGAGGGUUUUGGUUGAUGAUAGUAUGCAGGAUAGGGAGUUACGGACGCUGGGAGUAGGAUUGAGCUGA
Messenger RNA from Aspergillus udagawae, 7032 nucleotides. RefSeq names its product nonribosomal peptide synthetase ftmA (gene ftmA). Gene Ontology annotation, biological process: amino acid activation for nonribosomal peptide biosynthetic process; secondary metabolite biosynthetic process. Gene Ontology annotation, molecular function: phosphopantetheine binding; catalytic activity. Bases 1 to 7032 code for a protein of 2343 amino acids. NCBI's taxonomy places the organism in Eukaryota, Fungi, Ascomycota, Eurotiomycetes, Eurotiales, Aspergillaceae. The transcript has a single exon. Gene Ontology annotation, cellular component: cytoplasm. The record is from RefSeq and is a predicted model, not a curated record.